Molecule: messenger RNA, 1893 nt
Organism: Aspergillus brunneoviolaceus CBS 621.78
Lineage: Eukaryota; Fungi; Ascomycota; Eurotiomycetes; Eurotiales; Aspergillaceae
Product: MFS transporter
Exons: 12
Coding region: 1-1893 (630 amino acids)
Biological process (GO): transmembrane transport
Cellular component (GO): membrane
Molecular function (GO): myo-inositol:proton symporter activity
Source: RefSeq, a predicted model, not a curated record
AUGGUCGAUGAUGAUGAUGCAUGGCGUCGCCUGGCCGACAACCCCUUUUCUUAUCGUUUAGAGGCCUAUGUCAAGGAAGAUAUCGCUUUGUUCCACAAGAAUAAACUACUAGAAGAGGUGAUCUCGUUCGAGCAGUUUCGCAAGGGUGCUAUGAUCGCACGACACGACAGCUAUCAAGGAGCAGUUGGCUUGACUCCUGCAGAGCAGCAGGCAUUGGAGAAUGAGAGAAAUCCAAGCUUCUGGCGGCAAACCCAAGAUCUCAAGGUCACCAUACUCACUACUGCGUGCGCAGCCAUUGUUCAGGGAUGGCAGCAGUCGUCCAUCAAUGCGACCAGUGACUCCUGGCAACAAAGCUUCCCAUACAAUAGCCCCGAUGGUAAGACCUGCGGGUGGGACGAACACCGCUACUUGGCCGGGUUCGUGAAUGCCGCCCCAUGGAUAUCUGCAAGUAUUAUUGGCACCUGGCUCACCGAUCCCCUGCAGGAGGGGGGACUCGGACGACGGCCCGCUCUAUUUGUCUCGGCAAUCUUCUGCAUUGGCUGCGUGCUUGGUAAAAUAGGAGCAAAAGCUUCAAUUGCCCCAGUGCUUGCUGCGGAGGUAGCUGACACGAGAAUUCGUGGGCGAAUCUUGGUCUUGUGGCAAGUUUUCGAUGCUUUAGGGAUUUUCCUUGGUUUUGCAUGCGUCUGGAUUGUUGAUCAAAGCUGGAGGGUUGUUCUCGGAGCCCCUGCGAUUCCAGCCAUUGUCCUCCUCUUUCUAGUCUUCCUCUGUCCGGAGUCGCCCCGGUUCUUGAUUCGUACCAAGAAAUAUAAGAAAGCGUAUUUGAGCCUGCGUCGCCUGAAGGAAACGGAGGUUCAAGCUGCCAGGGACUUGUAUGAUAUCCACAUCCGGCUUCAAUGGGAGGCCCGCAUACUUGACAAACGAGAUCCCAUCGAGGAAGUCGAUGAUGUCUUCCGGGGCGACAAGGUGCCCAAACCAAGCUUCAAGCUAUUUCCACGGCGAAUCGUUGAGCUCUGGACCAAACCACGGAAUCGAAGAGCGUGCAUCGCUGCCUGUCUUGCCAUGCUGGCACAGCAGAUGUGUGGGAUCAAUGCGAUUGCAUUCUAUUCAAACACAUUGUUUGGUGAUAGUGAGGGUUGCAAGAUGACUCCGCCUCAAAAUGCCACGACGAGCAAUACUGGAGUCACCAGCAAGAUGGCCAACCUUGUCCCUCGGAAUGCGACCACCAAUGGUACAUUAAUCGAGAACAGCGAUGUGGACUGGAUGAACUUCGGCUUCGGACUCUCUAAUUUUGUCUUCUCCCUUCCUGUGUAUACGCGCAUCGAUCAAGUCGGCCGCCGAGUUUUGCUCCUGUAUUCUCUAGGGGGGAUGUUCUUUACAUUACUCCCGUUGGCAGUCGGAAUUUUUGAACUCGCUCCCCAUUAUGGCGACGGAGGUUUCAAAGCCAUGGUUGCGAUUCUGGGCGUAGUGGCCUUCACAGCGUGCUAUGGCGUCGGCGCUGGGCCGGUGCCGUUUACCCUGAGUGCGGAGGCUUUCCCGCUAGCGGUUCGAGAAGUCGGCAUGAGCUUUUGCGUGAUGGUUAACUUCAUCGGGCUGAGCCUGAUUAUCUUGUUGCUGCCCGAGGUCACUCAGAUCUUACAAGACCGCGAAGGCACGGCGCCCAAGUGGCGGGGCAAUGCUAUCCUGCUUUUUUACUUCAUGGGAUUCAACGCUCUCGCAUUUGUUUUGGUCUUCUUCUUGGUCCCGGACGGUACGCAGAAGCACGGGCUGGAGUCCAUGAACGAGAUCUUCGGCAACAGCAUGAUGAGCCGUCUGAAAAAAGAGUACCUUGGUCGAGACGACGGCUCCGCGCAAGAGAUCCAACUGCAGAACACAAAUGGUGGCGAAGUACAUUAG